This is a messenger RNA of Tetrahymena thermophila SB210, 6399 nucleotides long. Its product is annotated as CLASP amine-terminal protein. The record is from RefSeq and is a predicted model, not a curated record. The transcript is spliced from 14 exons. NCBI's taxonomy places the organism in Eukaryota, Ciliophora, Oligohymenophorea, Hymenostomatida, Tetrahymenidae.
AUGUCUUAAUGUUCACCAUAAAAAAAUAUAGCAGGAAAAUUACUUUUACAAAGCACUGCUUUGUAGAAUUUCGGAUAGUCAAAAAAUUAUGUGAAUGACUAUGAUGACUUAUUAGGAGGGAUUAUUUCUAACAGCAAUAAUAUAGGGUAGAGAGAAGUUAAUUCAAAUAACUUAGAUUAGUUUAUCAAAUAGCUUAGCAACCCUACAAUAAUUUAAUAGUAAGAGGCAUUGAAAAGCAUAAUCUAACUGGCUCAAAAUGAUAAUAACAAUUUAAGAUUGCACUUAAAAGCUAUUGUAAGUAAUUGCUCAACAAUUCUGCGUGAAUCAAUAGGAAAUAGUACAAAAACUGAGUUAAAGAAUUAAAUAUUUACUUUAUACGAAAUUUUAGUGAGUAAAUAUGUAGAGGAAAGCGAGCUUUUAAUAGGCAAUGAGAUCUCUUUGAUUCUUUUAAAUAUAGGCGAUGAGCAGGCAGGAAUCAGAAGAAAGUGUCAUUCACUUCUACUGAAAUACAUUAGAACUUAUCAGAAUUCAGAAAUAGUUGUUAAAGUAUUUAUUUCCACAGGAUUUCAAAAUCAAAAUUGGGUUGUAAGAUAGAAAAGUAUUAAUUCUUUUCACAGUAUUGUAGUAUCUGAAUCAAAAUUUAUAAGUUGGAAUUCUCCUGAUAUGGUUGAUUUAACUCUUUGUUCAGUAAACCUGUUAAAUGACGACAAUAUUCAUGUAUAAAAAGCUACAGAAUAACUCUUAGUUUAAUUUACAAAAUGUGAAUAAUUUUCAGUUAUUGUCAAAAAAUUGCCAAGGGAUAUUUCUGAAAAGCUUAAGAAAUUCGUUGAAGGUUAACAAAUUUUAGGUAAUAUCCCAUCCUCCUAUUAAAUUGAUUCAACUAACCAAUUUAGUGCUGCUUAAUCAUUACAAUAUUCUAAUAAUAUGGCAAACUCUUCCUAACAAUAAAAAAAUAUUGAUUAGCUGCCUUCUUUCUAGCAUAAAUUUGCUAGUUUAGGAUAAAAUAUUCUUUAAAAUAAUACAAUAAUUCCAAAGAGCUAAUCAAGCAUUAUACACAAAAAUUAAGGUAAUAAUAUUGGCAGUAAUGUAAAAGACAUUUCUCCUAUUAAAACUCCUAUGAGUCCUCUUGAUAAACAGAACCAUACAUUAGAUGUUCUAAUCAAAAGUAAUUCCUCUCUUCAAUAAAAAAAUAAUCCUGAUCUUCAUUUCGGAUUUAUUAAUGAACAGAUCUUUAAAGAUUUAUUAAAUGAGAAAGACUGGAGAUCAAGAACAUCAGCAAUAGAAGAAAUUAACAGUCAAAUAGAGAAUAUCUAGGAGUUUACUAUACUUUUCUAAAGAUUAGAUGAGUUUCUUUCAAUCUUGAUUAAAUUAAUUAACGACACUAAUUUCAAAAUUAGCUUAACUGCUUUGCAAAUUAUAAGCAAAAUAUCAAAACAUGAGCAAUUUAAUAACCCCAAUGUUAUUGAUAAAAUAGCACCUUAAAUCGUUUCAAAACUAGGUGAUUCAAAAGUUGCAAUACGUUCUUAAGUUAUAAAAAUAAUCCGUGAGCACAUCAAACUAUUUGGAUAAUUUAAGUGGCUUGACGCUUGCCUAACUGGAUUAAAGAGCAAAAAUUCAAACACAAAAGAAGAAGUAUUAAGUUUAAUUACUUAACUCUAUUUAGAUAUUCCAAUUAUGUGCAAUUACAAUUAUGACAAAGUGUUGAGAGAAGUUGCUCCACUGAUAGAAGACACAAAAACUAAGAUAAAGAUAAAAUGUGUUGACUGUAUGGUUAUUGUUACAAUGAAGAACAAUAAAGAAAAUUGCAAAAAGCUAAUUGCCUCUAUUUUAAAUAAAGUUUAUAAUGAAAUGUUUCUUGAAAAACUCUAACAAAAAAUUUAAGAAAAAGCAUAAGAAGAUAAUUAUGUGAGCUCUAAUUAAAAUUCGAUUUACUCUAUUCAUAAUAAAACUAAUGAAAGCUUUAAAUAAAGGGAGAAUGAUCUUAAGUUUAAUUUCAUUGACAGCUAAGGAAAUCUCGCUUAAAGCAGUGUUGGAAGCUUUAAUUUCAAUUACAAAUAAUUUGAUUAGGAUGUUUCACACACUAAUUCUUUUAGAACAUAAAUGACUUCAGUUACUCCUGAAAAAUAUAAAAUGAGCUCUAUUCCAAACUAAAAUUAAUUUACUAAUAUUUCUUCCUACAAUCCAACUUAAUAGGGAUUUGCUUAAUAGACUUCUUAUACCAAUACCUAGAGCUAAUUUGGUUAUCCUUUUGAACACUCAACUUCAAACAUAUUUGGAAGUAUAAUAUCUCCUAUGCAAACAUAAAAUAGAAUACUAUCUUAAAACGAAAUGAUAGAUAUUUCCCUUUUUUCUCAAUCUUAAAUUACUGAAGAUGGUAUGCAAUUAAGAUCUAAUAAUUAGUAAAGAGACUUUAGUUCUUAUAGUGUUUAUAGAUAAAAUCCAAAUUCUUAUAGUAAUUUUAAUUACAACAGUGCAAAUAAAUAGCCUUACUCUUCAUCAUCUUCAGUUAGAGGGUAUAAUAAUUAGGAUUAACUUUACUAACAGUCAAGUAUGAAUGAAAUAGGAUGUGCUCCAGACUCUAGAUUCUCCUAAAGAACUACUAAUACUAUGUCUACUUCUUCAAAUACUAUGUUUCCAUAAAUUAUGAGCAAUUAAAAUAAAAGCGGAUAUAAUGCAUAUAGUCAUGGAGUAAUAGAUAUUUCUACAUCAUCUAGUUCUAGGUCUGCAGUUAAGUCUGGAAUUAGCUAAUCUAACAACCUUAAUCCUAUAUUAGGUUAAUCUUAAUUAAGCGGAGUUGAAUAGCUCAAAUUAUCUAGAUAAAAUAUAAGAGGAGGUAUAUCUGGAAAUGGAAAUCACUAAGAAAGUAGUAAUUAAAGCUCUAUAUCAAAUACUCCAUAUGGAAAUAAAAGGGGUAAUUCUGCUUCCUUCACAAAUAGUUUAGCUGAGUAAAUUAUAUAAAAAGAUUACUCACCUUUAAAAACUAAUGUAGAAGAGGUUUCUAAUUAGCAAAAAAAUAACUUGCCACCCUUACCACCUUCAAGAACUAUAAGUUAAACAGAAUAAAAAAGUUAAGAAUAAUUCUAAAACUAAUCAUUUGCAUUAAAUAACAAUGAUAAAACUGAAGCUGAUUAGCAAGAUUAAUCAAAACCAAAAAUAUAAAAUGUGCUAAAUAAAAAAAAGAAAAGUAAGCCUAAAUCCAAUAAAAAAUCAAAAAAUAAAAAAACAACCGAUAAAACUCAUUAGUAUAAAGAAAAAGAAGAAUCAGAAAAUGAUUCUUAAAUUGAUAAUGAGGAGGAAAAUAACCAAAGCGAAUGUUCAAAUGAUCAAAAAGAAAUAUCUAAAACUAAAAAUAAUGUUAAAAGUCAAUCUCUAGAUAAUGAAGAUAGACAAGAAGAAGAUGAAGAAGAAGAAGAAAAAGAAGAUUAAGAAUAAAGUGAAGAAGAUAAUGAUGACUAAAAAGGAGAGGAAAUGAGUGAAAAAGAAGAAGAUGAUGAUCAAGAAGAAGAGGAAGAUGAAGAAAAUGAUGAAAGUGUAGAAAGUAAUGAAAAAGAGGAGGUUGAAGCAGAAGAAGAUGAAGAGAUUUAAGAUUCUAAUUAAGAAGAAGAUGAGGAAGAGGAAGAAAGUGAAGAGGAGAAGUCUGAAAACGAAGAUGAAGAAGAAGAAGAAGAUGAUGAUGAUGAUGAUGAUGAUAAUGAGGAAUCUUAAAAAGAUGGAAAUAAUAAUAGUGAAGAUUAAGAAUAAGAUGAAGAAAGUGAAGAAGCUUUAAGCAAAUAAAAAGAAAGUGAUUUAUCAUUUGAUUAAUAAUAAUAAAAAGAUAUAUAAAAUAAAAAUAGCUCUAUAAAAAAUAAAUAAAAAGAAUUAUCUAAUGAUAUUGAAGAUAAAUCUUCAGAGGCAAAAUAUAAUAAUAAUUAAAAUGCAGAAUUAAAUAAAAAUAAAUAAAAUUAAAAUAUUUAAUCUGGAAAAGAAAAUAAAUAAAACUUUAAUUAAUUUGAAAAUCCUGAUAUUAUUUUAAAUUACUCAACUUAAAAGAAUCUUGAUGAGUUUAGUAUGAGUACUUUUGAUAAAUAGAUUAAAGAAAAUAACUAAAUAAAUCAAACUAAUGGCUAAGUUCAAAAUCCUUAAAAACCAAAUAAUAACCCUCUUGGCAAAGUUGCACUCAAGAAUAAAGAAUUCAAUCCUCCUCUCAACCUCUACAAAGGGAAUAUUAAUAGCAUUAAUAAUAUCUAAGAAGAAUAAGAAGAUAAAACACCUAGCUAAUAUUAAUAUAAGCCAUAUCUUAUAAAGAAAUCUAAAAGAGUACAAGUUGAUAACAAUUAAAAUGUAGCUUCAAGUGGAAACAAUGAAAAUCAAGGAGCAAACAUGUCCUAGUAAGCAUAAACUUCAAACUCUGAUUUAAAUAACAAUAAUUUAGUUAUUGAAUCAAGAGAAUACAUGUUUAAAAACCCACCAAUAAUUAAUGAAGACCCAAACGAAAACUCACCUAACUCUCUUUCAACAAAACAACUGUCAAAAAAUUUAGCAAGAAAGCAUAAAAGAAAUUCUGGAUCCAUUUCGAACAAAGAUGAAAUUUAAGAAAAUGAAGAAGAGGAAGAAAAAAAAAUAUUGAAGCCUAAUUUGAGGAAUUUAAAAAAGAAAUCUAUUAGUAAGUAAAUUACACCAAGUGAAACAUAAUUAACACAAUAGCCAAGCCAAAAGUACAGCGCUUUUGAUGCAUAAAAAUAAUCUUAUUUAACUAGGUAAGAGCUUGAGCCUUUAUAGAAUCCUGAAUAAACUUUAAAACAUGUAAUUGCUGAUUUAAAAAUUGAUGACUGGUCUAGAUAAUUUGAUGGAUUAAACAAUCUUAGAAGAAUUAAUCAACACCAUUCAGAAAUUUUAUAAAAUUAAAACACACUGCAUAAUGUAAUCACUGAAGUUUUAAAGUUAGUUGAGAAUCUAAGAAGCAGUUUAGCUAAGAAUGCCAUGAUUACUUUGACUGAGCUAUCUGAAAAGCUCAAAAGAACUCUUGAUACUGAAAGCGAGUCUAUUGUAACUAAGCUACUUAAAAAAGGUUUAGAUUCAAAUUCAUUUAUUCUUGAAGAAGUUAAAAAUGCAUUAAUAACUGUCAGUUAGAAUUGCUCAGAAUAUAAAAUAAUUUCUAUAAUUGCUAGUAAAUAUUAACAUAAGGCUAUAAGCUUCAAGAUAAAUAUUGCCUUAAUGAUAAAUACAUUAGUAGAAAAAUUUGCUAGCAAAAUUCUAUAAAUGAAAGAAGUAGAAAAACUUAUUUAUAUUCUUAGUCUUUUCACAAUGGAUGGUGCGUUAGAAGUAAGAACUUAUUCAAAGAAAACAUUUAGCAUGAUGCUAAAUUUUAAUUCAACAAACAAAUCAGAAAUAGAUAAAAUUUUAGUCAAAGUCUUGACUGACUAAUAAUAUUAAAAGAUUAAAUAAUUCAUAGAAAAAGAAUACAAAAACCCUGAGCAGCUUUACAUUACAGGAAGUACUCAAAAUAAGACAAUAAAAAGCUAAGAAAAAAAUUCUAGCAGCUUGGCUGUAUCUGCUAAUAAUACUUAGAUAAUGGCUCCAUCAGGGUAAUUAUAAAAUACAUAAAAUAUGCCUUUAAAGGCACUUUAGUCUUAAUCAAGCAUUCAAAACGAUGAAAAACAAGCAAAUGAAAUAGAUGACAAAGAACCAAAACUAACGUCUAUGAAUACAAUAAGAAUGUAGACUAGUAAGCAAACACAAAGCAUGAAAAUGAAAGAUCCAUAAGAAUUUGAAAAUAUUCCUUCUUAUUUUAACCUUUGUGAAAACCAGGAUUGGAAACAAAGAAUAGAAGCAGUUUCAAAAUUAACUGAUUUGGCUUAGACAUAUGCUGAUUAGUUGGCUAAAUCUAAAUAUUCAAAUAAAUAUUUUGAUAAUUUCAUGUGUUUGCUAAAUGAUUCAAAUACAAAGGUUAGCAAUUAAGCUUUGACCUCAUUCUUAGGUGUCGUGACCUAAUUAAAAAAUGGAAUUGAAGGAAAUCUUCCUAUAGUUUUUAAUUCUGUCUGCUAGGCAAUCGGAUCUACACAGAGCAGUAAUAGACUAUUAGGAGAGUAAAUAUAUGCAAAAGUGACAGAAAUAGUUGAUGGUAGCUAACUCUUUUCUCAGCUGUGCAAUGGAGCAUCAUUUGCUCCAAUAAAAGCAAAAUAAUUAAUUAUAAAAACUUUGAUUGACUAAGGAUAAAUGUUAUACGAAAAGAAAGGACCUCUGUAUACAAAAUAAAUUACAACUGUUAUAAAUAAAUUGUUAGAAGAAAAUAAACCUGAACUUAGACCUAUUUGUAAAUAGCUGAUUAUUUAAGUUAAUCAAAUUAUAGGAAAUCAAAUUUUUGAUGGUAUAGCUUAGUCUAAGAGGAAAUUUGUAUAAGAUAUUAUUGCAAGCAAUUGA